CCGCCGCCGUGAGAGCACAGAUUAUUGAUACGCGUUUUAACGGAUAACAUAGACACGCGUAUUGAGGGAAACGUUAUCAUGGGGGCGUCACUUAAUAACGCGUUUUUUCUUACCAAAAGGUGAACUGUCAUUUACUGUUUAAUCUUCUGUUUCAGUGUCUUUGGCAUGGCUGUAAAAAAUGUUUUCCGUGUGAAAGAAGCGGAACGAAAACAUCAUUAACGAAACAAUCGAUGGAAGAACUGUAUGUGGUGACCAAAAAAAGGGAGAAGACCAUACGAGAACUUGGCUAUAGAUAUCGCAGGAUAUGGGAGCACGAUUUCGCUAGUCAAUUGAAAUCAAACGAGGGACUGAAACUAUUUGCGGGUAAUCUGGAUAUCGAAGAACGUCUUGAUCCUCGUCUUGCCUUUUUUGGCGGGCGAACAGACACGACAAAACUGUACCACAAAGUUGAAAAUGAAGACAAAAUUAAAUACGUAGAUUUCACAUCUUUAUACCCAUGGACAAACAAAUACUGUCGCUAUCCAUUGCAUCACCCAGAGAUCAUUACUAAAGAUUUUGAAGAGUUGGGUUCAUAUUUUGGAUUAUGCAAGGUGAAAAUUUUACCACCCAGACACCUUUAUCACGCCGUUUUACCUUACCGAUGUCACGGAAAGCUCACUUUCCCACUAUGUAGAACAUGUGCUGAUACACAAUAUCAAGGUAAAUGCACGCAUACUGAACAGGAACGAAGUAUUACAGGUACUUAUGCUACACCUGAAGUAAUGGUAGCGAAAGAAAAAGGGUACCGAGUGUUAAAACUGUACGAAGUGUGGCAUUUUCCGGAUGAUACACAGUACGAUAAAAACACUAAUUCCGGAGGAUUGUUCACAGACUACGUCCAGCUGUUCCUUAAAAUAAAACAGGAAGCCAGUGGUUUCCCCCCACACUGUCAGACAGAGGAAGACAAACGAGAAUACAUUCGAUUGUAUAAAGAAAAAGAAGGCAUAGACUUAGAUUACGACAGCAUCAAGGUAAAUCCAGGUUUACGUAGUCUUGCCAAACUGUGUCUCAACAGUUUCUGGGGGAAAUUUGGACAACGCCUGUUCAUGAAAAAACACCAAUUUUUUCACGAAGCAGAAGCUGACAAAUUCUUUCAGAUCAUAUCAGACCCUACUAAAGUAGUCGAAAAUUUCCACAUUGUUUCAAACGACACAAUACAACUAGAAUGGACACAAAACUCUAAGUUCCCUCCUGUGGAUGCAAAGACCAACAUCUUCAUCGCUAUUUUCACAACGAUGUGGGCUAGAUUAAAACUGUAUGAAGUUUUAGACAUGUUGGAUGAUAGGGUGCUUUACACAGACACUGAUAGCUGUAUCUACGUAAGCCAGAAGGGAAAACCUUAACCGUCGUUAGGAAAUUAUUUGGGGGAACUCACUUCCGAAAUACCGGCAGACGAGGGGCAUAUAGUAGAAUUUGUGUCCGGUGGACCGAAAAAUUAUGCGUAUCGGACACUCAAGACUGAAACGUGUAAAGUCAAAGGUUUUACACUUAAUUUUACAAAUUCUAACAUUGUUAACUUUAAUGCUGUCAGGGAGAUGAUCAUAUUGGACAGGGACAUGUGCAAAACGUUAACUAAUCCAACUAAAAUAAGUCGACUACCUCACCAGAGAAAAAUAUUCAGCAGAAAAGAAAAGAAGAAGUAUAAAUUCGCGUAUGACAAACGUGUUAUUCUUGACAAUUACGAUACCGUCCCUUAUGGGUAUAUAUAAAAAGAAAGAAAAAGACUAUUACACGAUGAUUUUAUUGAAUAAAAAAUAUCGUAUAUGUUGUAAAAAAUAAAGUUAGUAUUUUAUCCAACGAAUCUGUUCUUUUUUAUGUGAUAUGCCAGGAAUGACGUCUCUCCUUCCCUUCCCCUGUACGAAUAAGCCUCCCGUCUGUGUUAAAGGUUUUUUCCUCCGUUCUGCAAAUAAUCUCUUUGGUACAUUCAGUUUCCUCAAAAUGGCUUGAAACUCCGUACUUCCAAUUGUUUUUUUUCUAUGGAGUGUUGACACGACGUGGUGAAUAAGAUCUACAAUGUGCGAGCCAGUCAUUGUUUUCCCGUUUACUAAUAAUUCGCCUUGUUCAUUAUGAUUCAACAGGUUGUUGUCUUGAGCUAAAACGAAUCUGUAAAGAUCGUUCGCGCGUUUCUUUACUUUUUGGGGUAAAGAACGAUCUAUCAUUGGCAUAAAGUUAGCUAUGGGUUUUUCGUCGUGGUCGUUUUUCAAUCUGUCCUUUUCACCCAAGUCUGUUUGAUGGUGAGUUUCUGGUUGAUUCAUGAGACGUUCGUAUCUUUCCCUAGACACGAGUAUGAGCUCUUGUGCCAUUACUGUUCGUUUAGAAGUGACAAAACCGGUUUAAUCAAAAGGCAAGUCAGAGUAGGAUGUCUCACUAAAAUAUUCCUUUUCCGUGUGUAUGUGAUCGAUCGGGAUGACAAGGAACGAAUGUGAAGGAUGUAAGAUCUAAGCUUUCUUAUAUGAGAGGGGUUCACCGGUAAGCUUCCUCUGUAUAUAUUUAAUGCUAUUUCCGAUAUGAUAUCGAUUUGAUCAUUCGAAGCUGCCUGAAUUAACACUUUCUGUUGUCUAGGGUUAGCAUCAUAUACGAAUUUCAGAAACGUACUGUAUGAGGUGAUCCUUGACGGCAUCUUUCUUGUGAACUGGUGGUGUAGGUGUGCUUGUCUCCGGUUUUAUUUCUUUGGGGCAUAUACAAUGGUGACGUCAUCAGUUGGAAAUAUCGAAGUACGCAAGCGGUACUUUUUAUCCGUAUAAGGGGAUAAGUCGCAUACCAGAUAUCCCCCAACUGAAACAUAACUGAUGGCUUUAUCAUAGGCCUCUUUGAAAUAUUUCGUCUCACCGGGAAAUGCCUGACUUGCAAAGGCGAGAAGUUGUUUUUUAUCUCUGUUAUUGGCCAUAAGUACAAAAAUAUGGGUAUUCAAACUUAUCGAUCUGAAAUGUGUUCCUUUUUCAAACAGAUUUUGGGUUAUGAAAAUUACCGAACAGUUCCUGUGAUGUGAUAGCGCGGUUGACAGGUGUAAAGCCUCGUCACUCUUACUGAUCAAUCUCAUCAUGUCAUCCAGUACAAGGACUGUGUGCUUGUCCGGGUUGGUCCAUUCUAUAAUGUCACUUCUUGUGGGGAAGCCCUCGUACAGUAACAAAUUGGGUAUAGUUUGUUGAGCUUGGUCAAAAAUGGGUUGAAACUCCGUAUAACAGUAAACUAUUUGAACCGGUGGGGUAUUAAACAUGACAGAUGCUUGCCUUAGUAAUUUCAUUACAAAUGUAGUCUUUCCACUUUGAGUCGCUCCCGAUAUCAUGAAAGUGCAAGGACUUUGAAAAGGUAAAAUAUCGCGAGAAGUUGUCAUCUUGACGUCCGGAUAAGGUAUGAGAGCAUUUGACACAGGACAGAUAAUUUAACACGAUGGACGCAUGAUAUAUUUUAUUGACACAAACUAUAAUAAGUGUUGACAAAAUUAAAUACAAAAUGGUCGUUAGCAUAAACGUUUGAAUCGAAAAUAUUGACAAUACUAUUUAAUGAAUAUUUAAAACAUAGAUUCAACAUGAGAAAAGUUAACACAAACAAUCCACAAUGAGAAGACGACUUUGGUUGCACUUGUACAUUAAAACACUCGUAUUGUUUCACGUAACAGUUCAGAAAAUGUUUUAAUUCUUCUCCAUAGAAUUCCGGUGGUUUUCCAAAACUGUCGAAAAACACCCCAUGUGAUUUACUUUCUAACACAAUUGCCAUCCAAUGUUCCCCUGGCAGAUCACUCGUAUGGUUGUUGGCGAUGUAGGCACUGGGGUAAUGUAUUUUUCCUGUUGGUAAAUUGUUCCUUGCAAAUACUCCUUUCACCUGCAUUUGUAUACACGAAUUGGAUCGGAUAGCACAUUCUAGUUCGUUCCCAUUCAUGACUGUAUAUAGCGAACGUUUCGGGAAUGGUCUAUCUCUAGAAAUGAAUCGAAUACUCCAAACGCUAUGCACGUGACAGCAGAGGGUAGUCCCGUCUUGAAUUUUAUUUCAGCUCUCACGUUCCCAUGCUUCACCAAGUUUAUAUAGUCAUCUCCAAGUCCUUUCGGGUCCAAUGGAAAAGCAUACAAGGUGUACCCUUUUCCAUAGUCUUCUCUAGUAAUGGUGAGUCCUGCGUCUCUAUUCAUUUUUUCACAGACCUCAAAUAGAUUAGCGUAUGCCGUUGCAUACUGUCUAUUAUCCCCAAAGUCAAGUUUUAACGGUCUCGCUGGAACGCUCUCUCCGUUAACGUACAGUCCUACAUCAGUUGCAUUGUAAUGGUUGAAACAGAAAGGGUUAGUAUCGUACGUUCCAUUUCCGCUUUCUUGUGAGAUCAACCCUAAGACCAGAGUACUUGGGCGGAUGUUGAACAUAUUGUCCCAAAUAAACUCCCUUGAGUCUUUAUUGAUAGUGUUUCGUUUCACUUCUGUCCUUUGAAAAUAGUAACGGACUGGUUUGGUUUCUAUCUGUUUCAUAUGGUUAACAAUAAUGCCAGGAUCGACUUUAAUUUUGCAUGCCUUAUAAACACAAUCUAACAACUGUAACUUGUAGGCGGGGGCGUCUUCACCCGAAAUGACAAAAAACUGGUCGCUACUACGGUAAAGUUUUAUAUACAAAUCGACGCCUUGUAUUAAAUGGCGAUCCAGUGAAAAUAUGUCUUCAAACAGCGGUCCCUCCAUUUCAAAUUCUCUACUGUUCUUGAUAAAAUCUCGACGAAGAAUCAAUCCAGUGUUAGCUCCGUUUUUUCCAUCCGUAUUCGCUAAAUCACCGGAAUCUUUCAUGAACAAUUGUGACUGAAGUUGUGAUUUCUGUUCAUCGGUCCCACUGGUAAGAAUAGUGUUAAUAUAGGCUUUCCAUGGGUAGUUUGACGUAUUUAAAGACACUAGUUUAUUGUUCAUAUACACAUCCAUUUGUGUCCACAUAGCUUGAAGAGGCAAAUUUACAAUACUCGACGUAUCGGUAUCGUCAAGUGCCGUUCCAUCGGCCUUGACAAGUUUUGCACGAACAUAUAAUCUACUCCGUCUUAAAUCCAUGUAUUCGGGACCUUGUCCAGAAACGAAAAAAUCUACUGUAGAUACAUCUGGCGAAGUAAAGUUUGACAUUGGCCUAGUUUCCGAAAAAAAUAUCCGAUCAAUAGCUACUUGAUUUUUUGGUUCUUCAAACAAAUCCAACUCCAUCGGAAUGCUAAUGUCUUUAUUUUCGUCGUUUAAAUACGCCAUUUCUUUGCUGCUCCUCUAUUAAAAAUGGAAGGUUCAGUUUCGAAAUCUAUUUUCCGAGGUUUAUUCCUUGUAGCCCGUUUUUUCUUGCUCGGUGCACUGUUUUUAGCUUUCUGUUUUUUACCUGUUGCCUCUUUGAGCUUUCCAACUUUACUGUUUUUUGGUUUUGAUUUCCUGCUUUUUAUACCGUCAGAUUUAGCCUUUUUUUCCUGUAGGACGUGAGGGUCUUUGUCGUUCUUCUGUUGUUUCAGUUCUGAAGCAGCACGUUCUUCGAUUGCCACUGUUGGGGCUAUUUGCUCCACCUUGGUUUCAAUUUUAGGUAAGUUUUUCUUCAGAAUGACAUAUCGAUGUCUGCUGUAACGUCUAGGAAAACCCUUUCCUAAUUGAUUAUUGUGUUGUUUUUUUAAAUGUUUGGCUUGAUUUAUGGUAUCUUGCCAUACCAAUGCAUCACUGAUGUAAGGAGAUUUAGACAUCUCUACAGAAAGGAAUACUUCUUUAAGUGAAGUGUUACACAGGCGUCCAAAUUGACAACUGAACACGGUUGUCCCUUGUCGUCUUUUAAAUAGAUGUGAACUUGGUUCAAUUGUCCCAAACGUACAGGAACAUAAUAAGGAGUGUUAAAGAUGAUAUGUGACCUGUAGUGUUUUUUCUUGUUAAUAACAUGUGCCUCCGUUGCGUCUUUACUGAUGUAAAUUUUUCGAAGGAUUGGUUUCUCAGAAGAUCCGACAAAACUCUCUUCACAAAUGUUUGAAUAGACGUAAACAUCGUCUAUAUAUUUUGACGAGCUUUUAUAAGUGAGAUCGAUUUCUGUCAAUGCCACUACCCAGUAUGCUUCAAGAUUUAUUUGCCUAUCCAAUUGUACAGUGAAGUCGUGAGCCAUGUUCUUUUCAAACAAAUCGGAACCAUCGGACGACUUGAGAACCAUACGUAUACUCAUCUUGAACGAAAAUGACGUUGUGUUAAAUGAAGUCGUGUUAUUUAUUUACUUCUGGAUGUCCAAAGCGGGAACCCAUGAGUCGAACUUUUUAGGGUAGCCAAGCCAACGGACCAAUACCUGUUUAACGCCAUUUUUUUGUCGUCUUUUAACAACCUUUUCUAUUUUCCAUAUGGUAUCGCCAUCCUUCCGUACUUUCUGAACUUCACUAUCUUGGAAGGUCCCUUCUAUUUCGUCAUUUUGAAGGUCAACGACCUUAUACAGACUAAGAUUUUGUCGAAAAUACCGACGAGAAAUCUUGAAUAUCUCCUCUGUCCAUUUCUGUAGAUAUCCACGUUGAAAUGGAUGACUUUUGAAUGUAAGUCGGACAAGAUCAUUUAUUUUAUACCUAAAGCUUUUUUUCCUUCUUUUGAUCUCUGUUUUUUUAAUAACUUUCUUUUCCCUUUUCUUAGGAUUUCGGGCAAGAUACGCACUUAAACGAACUUCAUCUGCAUUGCGUUUAGUCACAUCAACCGGUGAGAAACCACCAAGUGUACGAUGCGGUCUUGCGUUAUACCCCUUGACCAUAUCUUGAAGGACAUUUACGUAUUUAUACGUUUGGUUGUGUCUGAAAUACCUGAAUAAAAUCGACUUAACAGUUCGAAUGCUUCUCUCGACAAUUGCACAUUUCGUAUCGUUAAGAGAAUAAUACGUGUUUACCCCCUGGCUCGAAAGAUACUUCCGUACGUAUUGGUUUUUAAAUUCUUUUCCUAAGUCUGAUCGAAUGGAGGUAGGCUUCCUUUUUCCACUCAUAAUUGUUUUCAAGGCAUUUAGUACACUGGUGUGGGUUUUAUCCACAAUUGGUUGUAUCCAUAGAAACUUUGAAAAACAAUCAAUAACAAAUAAUAAGAAUUUGUUUCCCGAGUUGAAGGUUUGGAAUUUAUCUAGUUGGGCUAAGUCCAUUUCCCAGAGACUAUCUAUUGUAUCCACAACAUAUCGACUUUUUUUAAAUUUGUGUACAUUAUUUCGUGAUAGACUAUAGGUGUCCUGGUCUUGUAGCCAUUGCUUUAUUUUGUGCCUUCCUAUUUUAAUUUUUCCUUCUUGUUUCACUAUGUUAUAUAAUUUGUCAGAACCCGUAAAGGCAGCAGCAUGUUUAGGGUCAUGCCAUAUUUUUUGCAAAUAGUCCUCGUAGUUUAACGAACUCAUAUCGAAUAAUGCACUUUAUGUGAACCUGUUAUUUAUAACGAUUUUGUUUUUUUCGUAAUUUCCGGUUGCAGAUUUCCGUUUUUUUUGUGACUGCAGUUGUCUUUUAUACCGAAUGAAACAAAGCUUUCGUAACAGUUUCAAUAAAUACAAAACAUUUGAUCUUUUUUUCCAAAAUUUAUUUAUUAUAAUAUAAAAAAAUACAUAAAUAAUCAUAAUCAAUCAAAUUUAUCAUGUCUUUUGUCUUAGUUCUUCACCAGCUCUUUUCAUAGCACUGUUUAUAUUUGGUUUCAAUCUCUGCCAAUAUUUCCAUUGUUUAGGGUUGAACUGUAUACCGCACUUUUUAAAAUGUUUAACAUCCACCCAGACUUGUUUUCUGAUUGAACAUACAGUGACUUUA
Messenger RNA from Mytilus trossulus (common blue mussel), 7747 nucleotides. RefSeq lists its product as uncharacterized. The coding region runs from base 231 to 1382 and encodes 383 amino acids. Lineage: Eukaryota; Metazoa; Mollusca; Bivalvia; Mytilida; Mytilidae. The transcript is spliced from 2 exons. Gene Ontology annotation, molecular function: nucleotide binding; DNA-directed DNA polymerase activity; DNA binding. The record is from RefSeq and is a predicted model, not a curated record. Gene Ontology annotation, biological process: DNA replication.